CUACAUUGGGCCAUGUGGGGGCCGCAACUGCAGUGCUGGAUGCAAAUGUUUUCCAGAGAAGGGUGCACGGGGUCGACCAGGACCAAUUGGGCUUCAAGGACCAAUAGGAGCACCUGGAUUUACUGGCCCAGAAGGUUUGCCCGGAGCCAAAGGUGAGAGAGGAGCAGUGGGCCCUCCUGGACCAGCUGGACAGAAAGGUGACAAGGGUCCAAUGGGAGUUCCAGGAUUCCAGGGCAUCAACGGGAUCCCAGGUCACCCUGGGCAGUCGGGACCCAGAGGCCCUCCUGGCCUCGAUGGCUGCAAUGGCACCACUGGGAGUCCUGGCAUUUCUGGACCUGAUGGGUUUCCUGGCCUACCUGGACUGCCUGGUCGUCCUGGCCCAAAAGGCCUCAAAGGAGAACCUGUUUUUGCUCAAGGCAGUCUUAAAGGAAUGAAGGGUGAAAAUGGUCUUCCUGGACUGGAUGGAGUUCCUGGCCCAAAGGGUUUUCCAGGUGCAAUAGGUCCUGCAGGCCCUAUAGGAUUACCAGGUUUGCAGGGUCCAGUGGGUCUUCCUGGGCAACCAGGUCCCAAAGGUAACAUGGGAUUAGGCUUUCAAGGAGAGAAAGGAGAAAAGGGUGAUGUGGGGCUGCCUGGGCUUCCAGGUCCCCCACCAUCCACUGGAAUUCUGGAAUUCAUGGGAUUUCCAAAGGGGAAGCAAGGAGAAAAGGGAGAGCCAGGUCCUCGAGGAUUCCCUGGAGACCAAGGAUUGCCUGGCAUCCCGGGCUUUGCAGGUGUUGGAGAAAAAGGAGAAAAAGGUGUGCCUGGCUUACCAGGUGGCAGGGGUCUUUUGGGACUGGAUGGAUCUGAAGGAAUUCCAGGGAGAAAGGGCCACCCAGGUGUUCCAGGCUAUCCAGGACUGGAUGGAGUAGAAGGCAUGAAGGGUGAAUUAGGUGACAUCGGUCCCCCAGGUCCUCCUGUCAUUAUUGACAGGGAAGGUGUAGUCAUUUCAGGUGCCCCAGGUGACCCUGGAAACCCAGGAAUACCUGGUCCUCCAGGAGAUGAAGGAAUUGUUGGCUUACCAGGCCUUCCAGGGGCUCCAGGGUUUCCAGGCCUGGAGAGAGAUGGAAUGGGCCCUGGAGGGUCUCCAGGUAUUCCAGGAGUGAAGGGUGAAGUUGGAGAACCAGGAAGAGCAACAAUUGGAAUACCAGGCCCUCCUGGCAGAGGUGGUUUGCCAGGUCUGCCAGGGGCGCCAGGAUUGCCUGGUUCACCACGCCCUUCAUUCUCCCCAGGGAUAAUCCUGAGUGGAAGAACUGGGGUCCCAGGGGAGCCUGGGCCAAGAGGGCUGCCAGGAGCUUUGGGUCCAAAGGGCUACAAAGGAGAGGCAGGUGAUUGUGCUUGUGAUGGAGGAGUUACAAGAGCUGGCCUAAAAGGCAUCUCAGGCCCACCAGGUCCAUCAGGAAGCCCUGGUGUGCCUGGUGCCAAGGGCAUUGGUGGGGACCCAGGCUCUGUGGGAGCACCAGGACUGCGAGGCCCUCCGGCUUCAGCUGGUCAGCAAGGACUUCCAGGCCUUAAGGGAGAAAAAGGGGAUCCAUCCUAUGCAACAGUCAAAGGUGCUCGUGGGGACCGCGGUGCGACAGCACCCCCAGGACCUUCAGGCAUCCCAGGAGCUCCGGGCAGGGAUGGACUUCCAGGCCUGCCAGGCCCACCAGGCCCUCCAGGUGAUGAUGGGCUGGGUUUCCCAGGUGAAAAGGGUCUGCCAGGAUUGCCUGGCUCCAAGGGCCAUCGAGGAGAGCCUGGUUCUCCUGGUGUUGGAUACCCAGGCCCUAGUGGAGUUCGUGGACCACCAGGUGACAGUGGAAUGGAUGGGUUUCCAGGACAAGCAGGUCUUCCAGGCCCUCCAGGUAUCACCUUGCCCUGCAUAGUUCCUGGAGCUUAUGGGCCCCCAGGGACUCCCGGCUUUCCAGGACUGCCAGGUCCCAAAGGCAGCAAAGGCUUUUCUGGCAUUCCAGGCCAACCUGGAUUACAUGGGUCUAAAGGACAGCCAGGGUCUCCAGGAAUAAUAAGCUUGCAAGGGGAACCUGGCUUCCCUGGACCUCGAGGAGAGCAAGGCUCACAAGGACUUCCAGGACUGGAUGGAACAGAUGGUUUGCCUGGGAAAAGGGGUGCUCCAGGCUUAGCUGGAAUAAAAGGAGCUCUUGGAGAUGUAUUUGGUGCUGAGAGUGGAGCUGUGGGAGAGCGUGGCCGACCUGGACUUCCAGGUGAUAAAGGGCUUACAGGUGAUAUUGGAUUUCCAGGACCAAAAGGGCUGGAUGGAAGACCAGGCCUCCUGGGUGUUAAAGGUGCACAGGGUCAGCCAGGAUAUUCCGGUGUCCCUGGACUGCGGGGUCCUCCCGGCCCUGGAGGCCCUUUUGGCAUUAAGGGAAAACCAGGACCCCUGGGGUCAGCUGGCCUGGCAGGAGCACCAGGACCUCCUGGAGUCAAAGGUGUGGCUGGGGAUGUAGGACCACAAGGCCCUGCUGGCAUGAAAGGCUUCCCAGGUCUUGAUGGUGCUCCAGGAUCUCCUGGGGAAAGAGGAUUCGUAGGGCCACCUGGGCCCUUUGGUCAGGAUGGACAUCCAGGUUUCUCUGGGCCAAAAGGUGAGAAGGGCUCUUCUGGCCUGCUUGGUUUCCCUGGUAUGCCAGGACUGCCUGGUGUCCCUGGAGUGAAUGGGUUUAAAGGAGCUCCUGGCACAGCUGGAGGAAAAGGAGGUCCAGGAGCUGUGGGACUUCAAGGUCAAAAAGGUGACAGAGGUGAUAUAGGUCCACCAGGUGUUCCUGUUCUUGGGACUUCAGAACAGGCACUGCAAUUUAAAGGAGACAAAGGAGAUCCUGGAUUAGCUGGACUGGGAGGAUUUCCAGGACCUAGAGGUGAUAAAGGAAUGCCAGGAAGCCGUGGGCAGCCUGGUCUCCCUGGUCCAGUUGGGUCACCAAGCAAAGAGAGAGGUCCUCAUGGUGACCCAGGCUUCCCUGGCCCACCUGGACAACCUGGCCUGCCAGGACAGAAGGGUGCACCUGGUAUCAUGGGAUUUCCAGGAAUGCCAGGAGAGAGGGGUUCAGAUGGCACCACAGGAAUACUUGGAUUCCCAGGACCUAUUGGCCUUCCUGGUCCAAAGGGUGAACAGGGAGAGUCUGUUGGUGUUCCUGGCACUGCUGGUCCAAAAGGAGAGAGAGGAGACCCAGGGUUUCCAGGAGAGAGAGGGAGAGAAGGACUCAAGGGUGAACCAGGCUAUCCAGGAAACACUGGGGUGAAUGGACCCAAAGGCAGCCCAGGAGAUCUUGGCCAGGAAGGACCAGCAGGAAUCUCUGGAAAUGCUGGGCUGAGAGGAGCCCCAGGCCCACCAGGACCCCCAGGACAGCCAGGAUCUGUCGGAUUCCCUGGAGCUCGUGGAACAAUGGGACCUAAAGGCUUUCAUGGAUUUCCAGGUUUAAAUGGUCUGAAUGGCUUGCCAGGCACAAAAGGCUCUCCUGGAACACCAGGUCUGAGUGAAGCUGGACUGAAAGGACCUGCAGGUCUCCCAGGUCCAAAGGGUGAAGAAGGCUCUCCAGGCUUGGGAAGAGGAGCUGCAGGAUUCCCUGGACCAAAAGGCUCAGCAGGAGACGUGGGUCCCCCUGGUCUUAUGGGAGUGCCUGGCCUGCCAGGAACACCUGGAGUUUCUCUUCCAUCUGAUAUAAGGGGCAGACCUGGAGAUGCUGGUGUUCCAGGCACUGAUGGCAGUUCAGGUUUUCCAGGUGCUCCAGGACCACGAGGGCCCCCUGGCCCAGCUUCUGACCAAGGGGACACAGGCACUCCAGGUUUCCCUGGUGUUCUUGGCUUGAGAGGCAUUAAAGGUGAUGUGGGACUCACUGGUCCAAUUGGACUCCCUGGAGCAUCUGGAUUGAAAGGUGCACGAGGUGAGCCUGGCCUGAUGGGGAUGCCAGGUAAAGAUGGGCCUCCAGGGGAUCCUGGUUAUGCUGGCCUGAAAGGUGAAAUGGGCCCUCAAGGUCUCCCUGGCAGACCAGGGGCUCCAGGAAUAACCCCACAGCCAGAAGAAGUCACAGCCCCUCCCGGAUUACCUGGUCUGCCAGGAAUUGAUGGCGUUCAAGGCUUUGAGGGAGACCCUGGAUUCCAUGGCCCAGCUGGAAAACCAGGCCCAAAAGGUUUGCCAGGAAGAUCUGGUUUGAAAGGACGUGAUGGCUUACCUGGAACCCCUGGCAUAGCUGGGGAUCCAGGACUUCCAGGUGCCCCAGGAUUACAGGGAUUUCAAGGGGCUGUUGGGAAGCCGGGGCCCCCUGGGCUGCCGGGCAUGCCGGGCCGCAGCGUGGGCGUUGGCUACACCCUGGUGAAGCACAGCCAGUCCGAGCAGAUCCCGCCCUGCCCCAUCGGCAUGAGCAAGCUCUGGGAUGGAUACAGCCUCUUGUAUGUGGAGGGGCAGGAGAAGGCCCACAACCAGGACCUCGGCUUUGCUGGCUCAUGUUUGCCUCGCUUCAGCACCAUGCCUUUCAUUUACUGCAACAUCAAUGAGGUGUGCUACUACGCCAGCCGAAACGACAAGUCCUACUGGCUCUCCACCACUGCUCCCAUCCCCAUGAUGCCCGUGGACAGCGUCCAGAUCCCACAGUACAUCAGCAGGUGCUCUGUGUGUGAGGCACCUUCCCAGGCUGUGGCUGUGCACAGCCAGGACAUCACCAUCCCACAGUGUCCCCUGGGCUGGCGCAGCCUGUGGAUAGGAUACUCCUUCCUUAUGCACACUGCAGCAGGGGCAGAGGGCGGAGGCCAGUCCCUGGUCUCACCUGGCUCCUGCCUGGAGGAUUUCCGAGCCACUCCUUUCAUCGAGUGCAACGGGGCUCGGGGCACGUGCCACUACUUUGCCAACAAGUACAGCUUCUGGCUGACCACGGUGGAGCAGGGGCAGCAGUUUGUCAGUGCUCCCCCCUCAGAGACUCUCAAGGCGGGGCAGCUUCGGACUCGCGUCAGCCGCUGCCAGGUGUGCAUGAAGAACUUGUAGUAACAGCAGUGCAGAUAUGGGAACAGUCUUUGUUACCCCACGUUAGACAUCGCUGCCUGGAGAAGGGUAAAUUCACAAACCUCUUUUGUGUGUGUUUGAUGGGUAAAUCAAGACAGCCAGAACUCUACAGAAAUCAAGUUUCAAGUCCAGGAAUUUGUGCGCAGAGGAGGGAAAGACCAGUGUUCUGAAGCCAUUUUUUAAUGGAACAUGGUGCUAUGUUUUUACUUUGAUGUUUUUUUCCCCUCUUUUAUGGCUACCUCAGAAAGUCUCAGUGAGUUCCUUACUCAGACUGAAGAGCAGCUGACACUUUGUACCACUCCUCUGUCCAAGGCACAUCCAGUCAUCACCCAGAGACACUUUGCCAAAACUAGGCUGAAUUAGUGCCUUUGCACACAGUAUUUGGUCUAGUGUAAGGGAGUGGAGACUCCUGUGAAACACAGAACCAGCAAAAAUUUAUCAGGGUAUGCUGGGUGACUUGGAAACACUAUGCACUAAUGGUUGAUAAUGGAUUUUCUUUAAAAAAUUGAAAAAUGAAUUAUUUGCUUUGCUUAUUACACAGAUGGAACAUUCUUUCCUCCAGUGACAGGUAACCAGUUCUAAUACAGCCUGCUAUCCACAGCCUACCUUCAUGCAAUUUUUCAUGUGAAGAUAAAUCCAAAACAUCUCUACCAUUUUUCUUUGCUUUCUGUUGAAAUAUAUUCCAGGUCUGUUGGCUUCAAGGUCUGUGCUUAUCUCCUUGCAGCCACUGAUAUACAGCCAUACUUUAUUAGCCAACAUUUAUUACUAUGAACAUAAAUUUCCUUUCUGAGGCAGCUUUGGCACACUUAUUUUCAAGCUUAUUAUUUAAGCUGUGUGUGUUUGAAAAGUAGAGCCUUCACUAGAUGGCACGCAGGCUUAUGCAGACACAGGAGUAAGCAGCUAUGGGAUGUACAUUUUUUACUCCUGCAGUCACCAUGUGUUGUAUCCUGCUUCCUCUGGGCUUUAUUGCUGUAAGUUUAAAAAAUUGUAUCUCUACUGUCUGCACUGUUAACUUUCCUUCAGGGCGUAAUUAAAGAGAAGUGCCACUAA
Melospiza georgiana is the source of this 6070-nucleotide messenger RNA. It is a transcript of the gene COL4A6, whose product is annotated as collagen type IV alpha 6 chain. The transcript is spliced from 43 exons. Gene Ontology annotation, cellular component: basement membrane; collagen trimer. Gene Ontology annotation, molecular function: extracellular matrix structural constituent. The record is from RefSeq and is a predicted model, not a curated record. Lineage: Eukaryota; Metazoa; Chordata; Aves; Passeriformes; Passerellidae. The coding region runs from base 212 to 5002 and encodes 1596 amino acids.